GCAUCAGGUACUGGAUGCAGAGAUGUAUCUGUUCCUAAUACACAGUGUUCAACUGCAGUUUUAGAGUACGAGAUAGUCCCGCCAAUUUUAGCUCGUUACGUCAACUUACGAAAAAUUCACGGAGGACGCAUAUUACGGUUGUGUGAAAUGAUCGUGAGAGGCUUCACGUAUCCAUACAAUGUGGCUAUGGGAAAAACAGCGGAACAAAUCAGUGAAGUUGCAGGAGCAGUGGCAAGUCGUGCUAUAGACGGAAAUGUUACCGCAUAUUUCAGUGCUGGGUCAUGUACUCACACAGACGUAACAUCAUACCCCUGGUGGCGGGUGGACCUGGGUCAGGAGUAUGUGAUUUACAGUGUUACGUUAUUUAACAGAGGUGAUGGUGGCGACUCCGGAAAAUACUUAAAAAAUGUAAAAGUAGAGAUACGUAACAGCACAUAUUCAAACAACAAAUACCUAUGUGCCACGCAUGUUCCCCAAGUGCCCCGUGGUGGAAGUAUAGAAUUGUCAUGCCAAGUGCCGUAUAUUGGCCAAGACGUGAUUGUCCAGCUGCAGCACAUGGCCCCAUUGAUACUCUGUGAAGUGACUGUCAAAGGGUUCAAAUAUGAAGAGUGCACAAAUGAAAAACUUGGUCCUGAAUGCAAAAACCGCUGUAACUGUAGAGAUACCAAUGAACAGUGUCAUCCUGUGUAUGGAGUCUGUACAUCUGGCUGUGCUGAAGGCUGGCAGGGACAUAAUGGGACAUGUCAAGUCGACACAUCAUCAUUUCCGUAUCUAACCACAGCGCCGGAUGUGACAUCUAGGACAGGAGAUUCACUCACCAUAAGUUGGCAAAAGUGGUCACCCCUGACGGGUUCUGGGGUUGGUAGUGUUCACAGCUACGUCAUUCGAGUAUGGCGGGGGGGAAAUCUACUUAGGAGAGUAACAGUGUCACCGGAAGACCACACAGCCAGUGUGGAUAAUCUUUCUAAAUACACGGAGUACAAUAUAACCGUAACUAUAACUAAUGUUGCAGGAUAUUAUGGCUUUUCCAGCCCAGUAACCACUGCAAGGACAUGUGGAGGUAAAAUGAAUACGAUUUAAUCGCGAUUUGUGUUACUUUAUUUUGCAAUCGACUGGGUCACAUUUAAUACCCUUAACAAAAUAACAUAAUUAUAAUAUAAUAUAAUUAUUUAUAGAUUUCCUAUUUCCCAACUGUUCUGCUUAAAAUCAAUUUUCCACAUUCCAGAACCUGCGGCACCACCUGUACCAAGCGUCCGUUCACUUCUUGCCUCAACAAAAACAUCUGCUUACGCAGAGGUAAACA
Messenger RNA from Lingula anatina, 1303 nucleotides. Its product is annotated as fucolectin-4. Lineage: Eukaryota; Metazoa; Brachiopoda; Lingulata; Lingulida; Lingulidae. The record is from RefSeq and is a predicted model, not a curated record.